GCGUAUCUCAUAGGCUCCUGUGAUGUGUAUUGGGUUUCCCGCUUCGGCCUGAAGGCAGCCGAUCGUGAACACAGAGAAAUAUAAGCAGUCUUGUAUAUGAGCUACUGGAUGAGAAAACGGCUAUGGAACCGCUGCAUGAGAACCAGGCAUGGGGUAGCGAUGUCCGCCAUUCAAGGAAGAAAAGCGGAAAUGACGCACAAUGGGACGUGUUUUCGAUGUUGUUGUCAAAGUUAGACACACAUCCUACUCAAUCUUCUCGACGGCGACGAGUCUCUUCUCCACGAUGCAUCGUCUUUCGAUUCGAGAAGAACCACUGACGGAGAAUUUUUCGAUCACAAUUGAUCCUCGCAUUCGCUUAGGGGCGGGAAUACAUAACCCGGCCUCGAGUGGAGUUCGAAAAGUGUCUCCCGAAGGUAUCGGCCCCGCUGGCACGUAACUUACCUUUCCUCGGCGAAACUGGCGUGUAGGCCCAGAAAAAUAUUUACGAAGGGCGUCCCUGUUGACCAUAAGCGUACGAACACAGGAAACAGUAUAAGAGUACAUCUACCUUUCAUCUGUAUCCAAAUCAAAAUCACCUCGAGCGACGUACAUUCCGUGGUUGUAAUUUCUAGGGCGCACCUGUACCCGUUGUGGCCAUCUCGCCACAUGGUUUUAGAUGCGUGUGUUCGUUUGGAGAACAGCUUAUCAGGUAGACCUCUUGUGCAGUAUGGAUAUUCGUUUUGUUCCGCAAAGACUCUCGCAACUUUGUAUCAUGCGUCUCGGCCUAUUCAAUGUCCUACGGACGAAGAGACCGAGAUUCAGCAGCAUAAAAGGUCACAAAAGAAGAUUCAAUUGGAAAUUGAGGAAUCCCGGGCUCCAGACCACGGUCAUAAAAUCACGACGGGGAAAAGGCCUGUCAUUCUGGAGAAGAAUGUCUAGUACCAUCCGGAGACACCAACGUGCAACUCUGAGGUCUGAGCAGUAGAGAGUGCGACGAGACCAGCAAGAGCAUAAGAAGGGAACCAGG
Stereum hirsutum FP-91666 SS1 is the source of this 1006-nucleotide messenger RNA. RefSeq lists its product as uncharacterized. The record is from RefSeq and is a predicted model, not a curated record. NCBI's taxonomy places the organism in Eukaryota, Fungi, Basidiomycota, Agaricomycetes, Russulales, Stereaceae. The coding region runs from base 646 to 918 and encodes 90 amino acids. The transcript is spliced from 2 exons.